This is a messenger RNA of Morus notabilis, 1018 nucleotides long. Its product is annotated as MADS-box protein JOINTLESS. NCBI's taxonomy places the organism in Eukaryota, Viridiplantae, Streptophyta, Magnoliopsida, Rosales, Moraceae. Gene Ontology annotation, biological process: positive regulation of transcription by RNA polymerase II. Bases 1 to 654 code for a protein of 217 amino acids. Gene Ontology annotation, molecular function: DNA-binding transcription factor activity, RNA polymerase II-specific; RNA polymerase II cis-regulatory region sequence-specific DNA binding; protein dimerization activity. The transcript is spliced from 8 exons. The record is from RefSeq and is a predicted model, not a curated record. Gene Ontology annotation, cellular component: nucleus.
AUGACGAGGCAGAAAAUAGAGAUAAAGAAGAUCGACAACAUCACGGCGAGGCAAGUGACGUUUUCGAAGAGAAGAAGAGGGCUUUUCAAGAAGGCUUUGGAGCUCUCUACUCUUUGUGAUGCUGAGAUUGCUCUCCUUGUGUUUUCUGCCACCGGAAAGCUCUUUGAAUAUUCCAGCUCAAGUAUGCAGCAAGUGAUUGAAAGGUAUAGUUUUCAUUCAGAAAAUCCUGACAAAUUGGUCAGCCAACCAUCUCUUGAUGCACUCGAGCACGAAAGAAAUAGAUUAGACUCGUUGAAGGCAGAACUUGAGGAGAAGACGACUGAACUAAGGCGUAUGAAGGGAGAAGAGCUCCAAGAACUAAGCCUUGAAGAGAUAAAGGAACUAGAAAAAAUGGUGGAGGCAGGCUUGAGCCGCGUUGCAGAAUUAAAGGAUCAAAGAGUUGUAAAGGAGAUCAAUUCUCUUAAGAAGAAGGGGGUCCAGCUACUAGAAGAUAACAGACGAUUGAAGCAGAUGACGAAUGUCUUUGAAGUGCAAACAGAUGUAGUUCAACAUGUCCGCCCAGUCGAGUCUACUAAUAUCUGCAGUUCAAAUAAUCAUCAUGACCAUUAUAGCUCGGACACUACUCUUAAGUUGGGGUUACCAUUCCCCAAUUAGUGAUCAAGAAUUGAGGUAUAUCUAUUUAGUUAUAGCGGCACUUUCAAUUAGAUAGUGCAAUUGUGCAGAGUUGAACUUAGAUUUGAAAGCAGAAGUGUAAUUAGAGCAGUAAUGUACCUAAAGAGGGGUAAAGCUUCCAAUUUCCAUGGCAUCCAUUCGCAGCAACAAAUCCAAUCAUGGAAGUGCAGUGUACAAUUUAUGAUCAACACAUUUUAUCAGAUUUAUAUUGUGUAUCGAUCAUCUAUAACAUGUUAUAGAUGCCGAAAGUUAUAAUUAUUUUUUUUAACACAUUUUAGUUUUGUAACAUUUUUUAUCACGUCAUAUUCAACACAAGUCAAUUAUUGUAAUUAUCGACAGUCAUUAU